Molecule: messenger RNA, 2624 nt
Organism: Klebsormidium nitens
Lineage: Eukaryota; Viridiplantae; Streptophyta; Klebsormidiophyceae; Klebsormidiales; Klebsormidiaceae
Source: the annotation of a GenBank genome assembly
GGAAAACUUUCAUUGUUCAAAUUUCCAAGGAAGAGAAGGGGCCGAAGAUACUUUCUGGCAUGCGGGCAUGAGCAGGAGAUUGACAGAAUAUUGAAUUUCUAAGACUAUCGUACCCUAGUAGCUAGCUGUCAUUUUGCAAUGAGCGGAGGCCGUUGAAAAGGUGGCGCAUGCUACAGAAGUUGUGUUGCUUGGAAAUUUGUGAUUUGACCAGGAAGCUUCUUUGCAACGGGUGGGCAACUCUAAAACCAUAGGGGCCAAGAAGUCUGGAAACAGCUCACCUGUUUUUCAACCUUCAUAAAGCAGCUUUUUAAAGGUUGUUGCUUAAGGAGACGUUGCACAAUGGGGAACGUUGACGUGGCGCAGCAUAAGCACUUGAAAUCACCUGCAUGGGCCUGGAAAGGAGUGGGUCCUGAGAACAGCGCGCCUGCUCAGCUUGCUAACAGUCCAAUCGCAAACCUUGCCGCGAGACUAGCAGCCAUCCGCGUCGGGCAAGCCACCAUGCAGGCACCAGUCUCUGCAAAAACUGCUGAUGUCAGCGCCUCGCUGGCGAGACAGGCUGGCGACGACAACAAGGAGAACGUGGGGGUGUUUGGGAGACAAGGCUGGAGGGAGCUCAGCUUCGAGGAGCGCCUGAAGGGAGCUGCCAAAAGCAAGGCGGAGGUGACGGCAGCGGCGGUCCAGACUGUGCAUGGACUGCAACAGGGCUUGGAGAACCUCAGGAGCAGCCCCGUGAGAAGGGUCAGCAUAGACGCCUUACCAAUGGCAGCGAAUGUCGAAGCUGCAGGAGCCAAGGCAGGUAGCACUUUGCAAGAAAGGUUGAGCGUUGGAGAGAGGUGUGGGAGUCAGGGUGCAAGCGCAGAGACGGAAGCAAAGGGACGGUGGACACGCAUGUGGACGCAGCUUCCGGAAGAAGGGCAGCUCGCUGAUGUUAGCAGAGGGAAUGCGGUGGAUUUGGGUGCUGGAGGCCAGGAGAAGGGGUUGGGAAAAGCUACUGCUGUGGGCAAAGGUGUUGCUUCGGAGGUUCGAGAGGCGUCUCUCCACAUGGAUUGCACAGCCCUCGGUGCCGACAUCGCACAGCUUCCGAGCCAGGUGGACGCAACGUCAUACCUGCUCGGCGAGCGUGCGGCGCUCGAGCGCGCUUUCCAGCAGGUCGUUCCGCACAGAGACCAGGUCACAACGCUGCAUGGGGUGGUGGCGCAACUGCAAAGUGUGACCCAGCAAGAGAGCAGCCGGCUACGGCGCCUCGAGAAUGCCGGUGGCGUGCUUCAUCUGUCCAUGUCGACCGCAACCGAGCGGCUUGAAAGGAUUGAGCAGACUGUCCCUGCCCUGGAGAUAUCUCUCGCUGAGCUGCGGGGACACUUAGAGGGUAUGGCAUACAUGUCUGCGGAGCUGACUGCCGUGCGAGCGUCUCUAGCCGCCCUCCAGGCGAACCAGGAGCACAUCAAGGAGCGGCUGAGCUACUCGAGCAGUACCUUCUUCAAGUUUCUGACGGGGUCGUGGGGGCGCUUGCUGGGCUACUUGGCGCGUGCUGACGUGGCAGCCCUGUACCUUGCACGGAAGAUCCUGCUCGACACGAGCGGGGAGAAAGAACCCUUGCUACCCAUAUACGCGCCGCCUCCUCCCUCCGCUGACGCCGACUCCAACCUCCAUGACGUCAGCAAGUUCGAGUGGUCUGCGGACCACGUGCACGCUCUCGCACGUGCCAUCUCUCGCCACCGGAAGGUGCGGUCGGCAGCCGGCGCGAUCCUGGUCGUUGCAGCGGUGGAGGCCACGUGGCGGCUCCAGAAGGCGGCGAGAAAGCCGCUCCCACGAGUGCUUCGCUCGAUGACGGUUCCGCUUGACACGUGUCUCCGUGUUGCCCGCAUCUGCGUAUGGGCGUCCGCGUUUGUCGUCGGGGCCGAGGAGCUGAAGAAGGGCUGCUACUCGGCGGCGGACUCGGUCGCCAAGCUGCAGGAUAACGUGGCAGAGGGGAUCAAGACACGUGGCACGAUCUUAGCGGACGGGCUUGCAGCGCACAGUCUCGUGCUGCGGGACAAGUGGGGUCAGAUGUGGAGUCGGCUCGCGCAUGUGGGGGACACGUUGGGAUUCGAGGGGGCUGCCGGAAAGAGUGUGAGCGAUGGGGAUGACGUGGAAGAGGUGUUGAUAGCGGAUGCGCGCUGUCGGGCAGUUGGCUAUGUGCAUGGGGAGAGCUUUCCACCAAGGUGUUGAUGCUAUUUCGUUAGGUGGCAAAGUUUGUUUGCUUACAAGAUAGAAUAGGAAUAGAGCUGAGCUGCAGCGUUCCUCUCGACACGUCUGAAUAUAUGUUGCUAUCAAGAAGGUGCAAAUUGUUGACUUCGUAAUAAAGCUGGCUUCCGUGGUGUAUUUCGAACAUAAAGCUGAUGGGCCGACUUAGACAAAGCAUUUACCACGGCUUAGGUCGAUGCAUAAGAGUGGCCGCAAAGUCACAUACUAGGCAGCUUUCGCUGUACUUUAUUUUGCAAGUAUCUAAACACAUUUGUGCUCGGCAGGGUCCUUAUCGAUCAUGGGUAAUAACUGCCUACCUACUUCAAACACAAGGACAUAUGAUUGUCAAAUUGCCGGUAUCGCAUCGGAGAAGUGAGCUAGACAAGAUAAUUUUCUCUGAC